CCCUCCCAUGACUGUCACCUGAUCGGAAGAAAUACACACUGGUACAGUAAUGUUUUGGCGGUGUGUUUUUUAAUAGUUAUAUUUGCACAUUUAUUUUACGUUGACUACGUUGUUCAUUAAUGCUCUUAAUUGUGCGGUUGCAUAAGUUCAGUUCCGGACGCGUGUCUUUUUCCUGAUUCAUAAAAUAAACACAAUAGAAUGCUUUUCUUGCAAUGAAGUGGUAGCUAAUUUUUAACACAGUUUGUGUUCCUCAUCUGAAACGCUGGCGUUAUAUAUAUUUAUGCAAAUCCUUCAUGCUGCUGACCUUCAUUCAGAAUUUUUUUAUCACCUCUUUCCCGUGAUGUGAAUGCUGUUUGUUUACACCGAUAAUUCUUCAUCAUGCCUCUGUCGGCAGCAGUCAUCAGUGAUGUGCAGAAGCUGGUUCUGUACGAAACUAGAGCAAGGUACUUUCUUGUCGGGAGUAAUCAAGCGCAGACUAAGCACCGUGUUUUGAAAAUUGACCGCACAGAACCUAAAGACUUGGUGAUUAUUGAUGAUAAGCAUGUUUACAACCAGCAGGAACUGCGUGAGCUGUUGGGCCGUCUGGAACUGGGGAACCGGACCAAAAUUGGCCAGAAGGGGUCCUCUGGUUUGUCCCGGGCGGUGUCGGCCUGUGGCAUCGUCGGUUUUGUGCGGUUCUUGGAGGGAUACUACGUUGUCCUCAUCACCAAAAAGAGGAAGAUGGCGGACAUCGGGGGCCACUCCAUAUACAAGAUCGAGGACACAAACAUGAUCUACAUUCCCAACGACUCCGUGCGGAUCACGCACCCAGACGAGGCGAGAUACGUGAGGAUCUUCCAGAAUGUGGACCUCUCCAGCAACUUCUACUUCAGCUACAGUUACGACCUGAGUCACUCCUUGCAGUACAACCUUACCCUCCUGAAAACGAUGUACGAGCUCAGCAGGACAGAGGAGGUGCAGCCUGCGAGCCGGCAGGACAGCUUUGACAUUUUUGAGGACGAGGGCCUACCGACACAAGUCGUUCACGGGAUCAGAAACGAGCCGUAUGCAAAGUACAUUUGGAACGGCAAGCUCCUGGAGAAGAUCAAGGACUCGGUGCAUCCCAAUUGGCUCCUGCACAUCAUCCACGGCUUCUGUGGCCAGUCAAAGCUGUUGAUCUACGGCCGGCCGGUUUAUGUCACCCUCAUCGCCCGGAGGUCCAGCCGAUUUGCCGGAACCCGCUUCCUCAAGAGAGGAGCCAACUGCGAGGGCGACGUGGCCAACGAGGUCGAGACGGAGCAGAUCGUCCACGAUGCCUCGGUGAUGUCUUUUACGGCAGGGAGCUACUCCUCGUAUGUGCAGGUGCGAGGUUCCGUCCCCCUCUACUGGUCCCAGGACAUCUCCACCAUGAUGCCCAAGCCACCAAUCCGCCUGGACCAGGCAGAUCCCUACGCUACUGUGGCGGCGCUGCACUUCGACCAGAUGCUGAAGAGGUUCGGCUCGCCCAUCAUCAUCCUCAACCUGGUCAAGAAGCGGGAGAAGAGGAAGCAUGAGAAGAUCCUGAGUGAGGAGCUGUACCCUGCUGUCAUUAACCUCAACCAGUUCCUGCCUCCGGAGCACUGCAUCGACUACAUCGCCUGGGACAUGGCCCGUUACACCAAAAGCAAACUGUGCAACGUCCUUGACCGUCUUGGCCUCAUCGCUGAGAAUGUGGUCAGGCGGACUGGCUUCUUUGUCAACCGUGCUGACCUGCAUUGUCACACCCUGCGGCCUGAUGAGAGGUGGGGCGAUCUUGGAGGCUUCCUCACUGCCUGCGGACGCAUGCAGACGGGUGUUCUCCGGACCAACUGCGUGGACUGCCUGGACCGGACCAACACAGCCCAGUUCAUGGUGGGGAAGUGUGCCUUGGCCUACCAGCUGUACGCUCUGGGCAUGGUGGACAAACCCAGGCUGCAGUUUGACACAGACUGCGUCAGGCUCUUUGAAGAGCUCUAUGAAGACCACGGGGACACGCUGUCACUGCAGUACGGCGGCUCGCAGCUGGUCCACCGGGUCAAGACCUACCGGAAGAUCGCCCCCUGGACCCAGCAUUCCAAGGACAUCAUGCAGACCCUGUCCCGUUACUACAGCAAUGCCUUCUCAGACGCCGACAGGCAGGACGCCAUCAACCUGUUCCUGCAGGUCUUCCAGCCGUCCGAGUCCUGUCCGCACCUCUGGGAGCUGCCAACCGACUUCUACCUGCACCAGAAGAACACCAUGCUGCUUCCGCACGAGCGCAGAAGCUACACAUUUUGGUGGUCGGAGGAUUUGCUGAAGUACCUGCCGCUACCCUACGAUGAAGCUCCCUGCGAGGAGAACAAGCGGCGGGUGAGAGGUCGACGGCUGAACCACUACGACGAGAGCAUCGACAUCUACAGCGAGUUCUUCCGGCCUUAUGAGCUCUCCUGCUUCGAUGACAGCUACUGUGUGGCUAUGACCAACUCUGCCAGGGAGUUCAUGCCGAAGACUGUGGGGGUCGACCCGAGCCCCUUCACCGUCCGCAAGCCUGAGGAGACGGGGAAAUCCGUGCUGGGACUGGCGCAUAUGCAGAUGAUUCAUAUGUUCAGAUCGUCAUUUAAUAGCAAAGACGGUGUGCGGCUGGCGACCAGGGAGAUCUACGGACUCUGCCUGUGUGAAUCCCCAGGGGAGGACGACAUCCAGAUCUACCAGAAGUUUGCACAUUUGGGUCAGAACCAGCACAAAGUGGAGUGGAUGGGCCAGGUCGCCGAACCCGAGCAGCGGGAAAGUGUCAUAAACCUGACGCCCGUAUCCCACUUCUCCCAGGACAGCAUCUACGCAGUGCAGCCCCCCAGCGUGGACAAGGCCAGUCGGGAGGUGUUCGAAAGGCACAUCCAGACGGGGCGGGGCCUGGUGGGGGCCCUGCACCGGGGGGACGUCCUCAUGUACCGGGAGUAUAUCAAGAACCGCUACAUGUAGACAAGCUGAGCAUCAGCAUGGAGGGGGGGCAGGAGCUGGAGCUCAAGCUAUGUGGGGGCGGGACUUCUGGGUGAGACGGUACCAAAGGGAGUGGGGGAGGCGAUAUACUGCUACUUCUGAAAUGGAGGGCUGAGUUUCAUGGAGCAUGGACCUGGAAGAAGGAAAUCACUCAACAGGAGUGCAGCAACCUGAAGAAGUUUGGUCAUGGGACUGCUUAGGAUUGCUGGCCAUGUCAUGAACAGAGUGCAUGAACAUUUGAUCUCGGUGUUGAUAUGAAUUAGCAUGUUUAAUGAAUGCAUAGCCUGCUUAGCAUAGAGAGGAGGUCUGCUUAGCAUAGAGAGGAGGUCUGCUUAGCAUAGAGAGGAUGUCUGCUUAGCACAGAGAGGAGGUCUGCUUAGCAUAGAGAGGAGGUCUGCUUAGCAUAGAGAGGAGGUCUGCUUAGCAUAGAGAGGAUGUCUGCUUAGCACAGAGAGGAGGUCUGCUUAGCAUAGAGAGGAGGUCUGCUUAGCAUAGGUCUCUGCCUCGCAGCCCCUCACUUACUGGGUUGCCCGCACUGAAUGUUUUCUCCGUGUUGUUUUCUGUCAUCAUAUCAGACUGAAUAUUGAUUCUGGAUGUUUUUAACAUUAAUAUUAUUAAUAUAAAUAAAUGAGUUAUGGCCUUUUUAUGGCAGUAGAAGUUUUAAUACGUUCAAAAUAAAUACAGGAUCGCGACA
Messenger RNA from Paramormyrops kingsleyae, 3667 nucleotides. The record is from RefSeq and is a predicted model, not a curated record. Lineage: Eukaryota; Metazoa; Chordata; Actinopteri; Osteoglossiformes; Mormyridae.